This is a messenger RNA of Symphalangus syndactylus (siamang), 15624 nucleotides long. It is a transcript of the gene ANKRD17, whose product is annotated as ankyrin repeat domain 17. Gene Ontology annotation, biological process: innate immune response. Gene Ontology annotation, molecular function: RNA binding; protein binding. Lineage: Eukaryota; Metazoa; Chordata; Mammalia; Primates; Hylobatidae. The record is from RefSeq and is a predicted model, not a curated record. Gene Ontology annotation, cellular component: cytoplasm; nucleus.
AGUCCCAGCUACUCGGGAGGCUGAGGUAGGAGAAUUGCUUGAACCCGGGAGGCCGAGGUUGCAGUGAGCUGAGAUUGUGCCACUGCAUGCCAGCCUGGGUGGCAGAGCAAGACUCAUCUCCAAAAAUAAAUAAGUACUGAAUUUAUAUAAGUUGAAGGCCUGAAUACUAAAAUUGGUUACUUGUACUAAGCAGUUUCCUGUGUUUGUUAAGUAGCUAACAUCUAUGUGGGGUUUUAUGGUUAAAGGAAUUUUAGAUGUUUUCCACUUAAUCAAGUCAGUUAUGUGUUUUUUUGAAUUCUAAUUUUUUUAGGCACAGGGUCUUGCUCUGUUGCAUAGGCUGGAGGGCAAUGGCAUGAUCAUAGCUCACUGCCGCCUUGAAAUCCUGGGCUUGAGGGUUCCUCCCACCUCAACCUCCCAAGUAUCUGGGACUACAGGUGCGUGCCACCAUGCCUAGCUAAUUUUUUUUUUUUUUUUUUGUAGAGACAGUCUUGCUAUGUUGCCCAAGUUAUUCUAGAACUCCUGGGCUCAAGUGAUCCUCCUGCCUUGGCCUCUCAAAGUGCUAGGAUUCCAGGCAUGAGCCCAUGUGCCCAGCCAAGUCAGUGAUCUUUUGAAGCAAUUUUUCUUCUUUUAUUGCUUAAACCUCUAAACAGGCUUGACAUUUUUUUUUUCUUUUCUCCUUCCCUCCCUUACAGAUUCUAGUACAGAAGUACUUUUAUGAAGAAAAUAUAAGCAGUGCCAGCAUCUAUAUAGUGUUCUUACUGAUUUGAUGAUGUCCUUAGGUUGUCUUUGAACUUGAAAAUCUCUAUACAUUAUUAUUGCAGAACCUAUAAACUAUGACUGUUCUGUAGUUCUCUUGCACUAUCUUUCCAGUGUUCUUUGAAGAACUAAGUUUCACUGUUUAUUUUAUAUAUUUCAAAUGAACUAGGAGUGAUUUAAAACUUACAUAGUUGCUGUUCAGAAAAUGUCAAAAAAAGAAGAGCUUGUGUAAGAUACAAUGUAGAUAAAUUUAAUUCUACUGAGGGGGUAAUAUCCUUUUAAGAUACAAUGUAGAUAAAUUUAAUUCUAUUGAGGGGGGUAAUAUCCUUUAAACCAAACUUGUCUAAAGUUUUCACCAAAUGUUAAACUGUGAGUAAUGUUUUAUUUUUAUUUAUCCAUUUAAUUUUUUUUUAUAUUGGAGGAAUCUUAAAAUUGUAUUAUCUUUUUCCACUUUUAUUAAAUCAUAUAGUAAAUGUGAACUGAAAAUUUAAACAGUAGAGGAAGACACAGAGUAAGAGUUGAAGAUUUUUUAUGUCCCUAGGUGUACAUUUUAAGUGUAUGUAAUCUUAUGCCUUUUUCUGUGCAUUUUCACACAUAUACAGAUGUAUCUAUGUAAUUUUGUUUUGCAUAAAUGAGAUCAUUAUAAAAAUAUUGUUUGAAACUUUCUUUUUAAAUUAAUAGUCCAUCAUAGAGUUUCAUGUUAAUACACAUAUAGUUAUCUUAUUCCUUUAAAUGGCUGUGAGUAUUCCCGUGUCAGGUAUCAGGACUUAAUUGCUUUCCAGUUUAUGGAAAUUUUGGUUGUAUCCAAAGUUCUGCUGUUACAAACAAUACUGAAGUGGACUCUUUGAUCUUGUUUCUGUAUUGUGGUAAGAUAUAUUCCAGAGGUAAAACUGCAAGACCAAAGGUAUGGGAAUCUGUUUCUGUAACUGACAUUUUAUUGUGUAUCAGCACCAUAUUUUAAACACGAGUGAUUUUGUAAUGGUAUAGGAUUUGAUAGGUCAAACAUCAGCUUUCAAGCCCUGUUCAUCUCUGUUCUUUCUGGAUAUCCCUCUCUGUUGACUACUUUAUCCAUAAAAGGGCCAGAUCAUGUAUCACCUCUUUCCUGAGGUGUUUAUAACACCUAGCACCUUGAAUAAUUUUAACCCCAAUAAUAGUUUAGUGAGUGCUUACUAUGUGCCAGCCACAAUUCUAAUUGAGUUAUGUGUAUUACACUGCUGUAUAUCAUUUAAUCUUCCCAGUUCUAAGAGGUACAUAGCAUCUACAUUUUGUAGUUGAAAAAAUCAAGGUAAAGACUAAGUAACUUGUUCAAGGUCACAGUAAGUGAUGGAAAUGGAAUAUAAUCGUGGGUAGUCUCACAUGAAAGUCUGCUUUCUUAACUCUCAAAUUGUACUGCCUUCUUACCAUCCUUUUAUGGCCUCCCUAGUAAUUGCUCAAGAAAUGUUUUGUAUGCAUUGUAGAGUUCACUAGCCAUUUCAUCUUGCUUCUAGGUCCUCUUUACAGAUCUGCAUGAAUACCAUCUUACUCAAAUUUAUGUGCAGUGACCUAUCCCCAAGUAGGAUAACCAGAGAGAAAUGAUGGAGUAAGGAGGGUUAUGGAAGACCUCCUUACUCCAAAACACUUUACCUGAAUGUAGCUAGUUAAUACUGCUCUGUUUUAUUUCAUCUUGUUUCCCUAACCCCUGUCUUGGGGAAAUUCAUGGAUUAAUCUUGAGAUGGAUUUCGUAGGUAGAAUAAAUGGGUAUGUUACUCUUCAAUAUUUCUGAAACAUCAAAUCAAAAUACAUACCUUGUAGAUUACCUCUUACAGUAAGUGCUCAAAAUGUGAAGUGGGAAGAAUGCUGUUUUAGACCCUCCUAUACCUCUUAAUUCAUGCUGUUAAGUAAGUGUGACAUGUAAAAAUUAAAUAUCUCAGUCUCUCAUAAAAGGGGCCUGGUAAUACUUUCUUUUGAGGGAGGUUAGGUGACCUAAUGUUUGUGAAAAUAUUUGUGACCUAUAAGGAUUUUCAUAAAUUAAUUGUUAAAACUGAAGUAUGAAUAAAAAUAGAGAGCCUUAUGAAAAUUCUAACUAUUAAGAUGGUUUUUUUUUUUUUAAUUUAGGAGAAUCCCUUAUUUUAAAUUUCUAAUUCUAUUAAAUUUGGUUAUCAUUGAAUUUAUAGAUUGCUAGUAAAUAUUUUCAGUUCUAAUUGUGCAUUUUGGUUAAUUGUUUUAGGUAGAGCUGAUAGUAGAUAGGUUAAGGGGUUGGCCCUUUUUUGGAUUAUAUUCUGAAUUUGUAAAGUUUUUAGAAUUUAUAUAGAAUAUGUUCUUAAAUUCCUUGAGAACUUAAAAAUUUGUAGUACUUUAUCAUACUGUUAAUAAAGAGGGAGAGAUAAGGGUUAUGGGAAAUGCACAUCCUUUUCUGACUCUUAAGUCCUUUUCUGGGAAUGUGAAAGCAAACCAUAUGCCUAUGGCGUCUCUGCUAUAGGCUUAGCAGAUAAUACUAGGGUUCUAGAUAAAAUGAAAAGUAUGAAGGCAAAGAUUUGAUUAUGCUGUUUUCUAAAUCUCAGGACCUUUAGAAUGUAUCUCUAACUCACUUUGUGGACUCCUUUCACUUGUACCUUUUCAUCCUUUUCUUGCUCUGCAUCCAGAUCCCCACCUCACAGUCCAAGAUCCUCUCUACCACUCAGUCCAGCUUUCUGGCUGCAACCUAAACUUCAGUACCUGGCUUCUCUUGGCCAGAUUGAAGGACUGUAAUAUGAUUUAAGUUGUGAAUGUGCCUUAGUAUGUGAGAUGUCUUUUCAUAUGAGGAGCUUCUUAACCUACUUUAGCUUAAUCACCAGAUCCUUUUGUCUUUUAUGCUAACACAUAAAACACACAGGCUUGGUAUUACAGCCUUUUGUCUUCUAUGCAUGAGUAGUUGUGUUUUGUACCCCAGGGAUCCCAGAAGAACAGCUUUGCUUGGCCAGGGUACCCAUUCAUUGGCUUAGGCAACCUAGAAUGUUAAGAUUCAUAUAUCUUAAUCACAUACUAAGGUCUUCCUGACCUCACUACCAUAAGCAGAAGAUUUUCUGAAAACUUUGAUCAGAGAGCAAGUAGGAAGAAGGGCCAGAUUCCAGUUUCAUUAAACCACAGGCAUAUGAAUACUUCACAAUUUCUGUGCUUGACAAAAAUUACGUUUAAUUCUGAAAUAACCCAAAUGCCUUUGUAUUUCUUUUCUUACACUAUUUCUCCAGGAAAAAGCAUGAUAUGGAAAGAGUUUGAAAUCAAGUUGGGCAACUUGCUUUUGAAUCCUGCUUUAAUACUGUGUGAUUUGGGGACAGUUACUACUUAACCUUGUUGUCUUCAUCUACCUUAGGGCUAAUGAUUUAUUUUUAACAGUGUUUUUCUAAAGAAUGGAGGUAAUCUACAUUAUUUAGCACCCUAUACUACCUUCUGUGUUGGGGGUAAUUUAUUAUUUAUUUUGACGUUUUACUGGAUUUAGUUCUUAUAUACUAUUUUGGAAUGAAGUUGUCAUUUUUUUUUUUCCCAAUCAGGAUCAAUUUUCUUUACCUUUUUUAGGUCAUGGACUUUAGUUAGAUUAUAAUGAAAAAUGUAGACCUAUUUUCCCCAACAUUUACUUAAAUACAUCAUACAACAUUUUGCCAAUUGUUUCAGGGAUAUAGAGUUUUUGAGGCAUAGGUGUUUGAGGUGUGAACCAUGCAAUAUGAACCUUAGCUCAAGAGUACUGGAUUUCAGGCUGGGUGUAGUGACUCACACCUGUAAUGACAGCCCUUUGGGAGGCCACGACAGGAGGAUUGCUUGAGGUUGGGAGUUUGAGACUCUUCUGGUCAACAUAGCAAUAACCAUCUCUACAAAAAUUUAAAAAUUAGGUGGGUGUGGUGGCACAUACUGGUAGUCCUAGCUACUUGGGAGGCUGAGGCAGUAGGAUUGCUUAAGCCCAGGAAUUUAAGGUUACAGUGGCAAUGAUGGAACCACUGCACUCCAGUCCAGGUGACAGAGUGAAACCCUGUCUGAAAAAGGAGCACUGGAUUUUGUUUUUUAUCCAUUGAGGAGUUAUUGACCAGCCUUUUCCCCUAUUCUGUCCCCAGUAAUCACAACAGUAGCUGCGGAAUUUUUCUUUGAAAGGUUUCUGUCAUAUAAGAGAGCUUUAAAAAGUAAUAAUUUGCUAGGAAAUUUUAAAUUAUGGUUGGGCGCGGUGGCUCACGCCUGUAAUCCCAGUACUUUGGGAGGCUGAGGCAAGAGGAUUGCAUGAGCUCAGGAGUUCGAAACCAGCCUGGGAAACAUAGUGAGACCCUGUCUCUAUUAAAAAAAAAAAAAAAAAAAAAGAAAGAAAAAAUUUUAAAUCAUUACGAACCUUCCCUUCUUCCUUUUCUUUCUGAAACUAUUGGAAUCCUGACUUAAAAAAAAACUAGUAAAGAGAUCAUUGGUUUUUAUAUCUGCCUUUUUUCCCUGAGAGUGGAAAGAUAAGAUGUACUAAAUAAAGUUUAUAGCUAUUUCCUUAUUGUAUGUUUAACAAAUUUUAAAGGUAUAACUCGAUUUAUUCAGGCUUAUUUUAGUUAUUGACUGAAAUUUUUUUAAAAUGGUGGAUUUAGUACAUUCCUUUAAUUUCUUUUCUUCUCAAUGUCCCACUGAUAUUGUUUAAAGAUUGAAUUAAGUCAUAAUUCUGAAAAGCGGGAACAGAUGUUAUUAUAUGAGUCAAACUACCCUUAAGAGGCACAAAAGGACCUCAUUAGCUCUAUAACUUUAAUGUGUACUUGGGUGUAUGUGGGGAGAGAGGUAAGAAACUACAACUUAGGUGCAUAGAUGGAUCUAAACUUGAAUAGUGUUAGUAGUAUGGCUGCAACCCUGUAACUGUCUCAACAUUUUUGGUCUGCGUUUCCUUCUGUAUCAGCUUUAUUUUCAGCCAAAGAUGACUGUCAGUCAAAGGAGAUGGGAAUGGGAUAUUCUAGCCAGACCUAGGUAGUGUGGCCAGUCCUGUGGUGGCUGGGAAGGCUCACCUGUACCCAAAGCACGUGAAUACAUUCCCCAUAAAAAAGAGGGAUGAUGUUAUUAGCAAAAGGGGUCAGGGAGAAAACAUGUUGAACAGUAAAAUUACAGUUCACAGUCCACUACAGGUACCAUCAGAGGACCAAGAAAUUUUGAAGAAGAUAGAAAGUUCAUGGAAUCGGAUUGACAACAAAAUCCCAGAGGAAACUGGAACCCAAGAUACCAGAGGUGGAGUCUUUCAUUUUGGAUCAGGAUGAUUUGGAAAAUCCAAUGCUGGAAACAGCUUCCAAGUUGCUCUUAUCAGGUACUGCUGAUGGUGCAGACCUCAGGACAGUAGAUCCAGAAACACAGGCUAGACUGGAAGCUUUACUAGAAGCUGCAGGAAUAGGAAAAUUGUCCACGGCUGAUGGUAAAGCCUUUGCAGAUCCUGAAGUACUCCGGAGGUUGACAUCGUCUGUUAGUUGUGCGUUGGAUGAAGCUGCUGCUGCACUUACCCGUAUGAGAGCUGAAAGCACAGCAAAUGCAGGGCAGUCGGACAACCGCAGUUUGGCAGAAGCCUGUUCAGAAGGAGAUGUAAAUGCUGUGCGAAAGUUACUCAUUGAAGGGCGAAGUGUAAAUGAACACACAGAGGAAGGGGAGAGCCUCCUUUGUUUAGCUUGUUCUGCUGGAUACUAUGAGCUUGCACAGGUUUUGUUGGCAAUGCAUGCAAAUGUGGAAGAUAGGGGAAUCAAAGGUGACAUUACACCUUUAAUGGCUGCUGCUAAUGGAGGACAUGUCAAAAUUGUGAAGUUGCUGCUAGCUCAUAAAGCAGAUGUUAAUGCACAGUCUUCAACAGGCAAUACAGCACUUACAUAUGCUUGUGCUGGAGGCUAUGUAGAUGUUGUAAAGGUGCUCUUGGAAUCCGGUGCUAGUAUUGAGGACCAUAAUGAAAAUGGUCAUACCCCUCUUAUGGAAGCUGGAAGUGCUGGACAUGUGGAAGUAGCCAGAUUGCUGCUAGAAAAUGGGGCUGGCAUUAAUACGCAUUCCAAUGAAUUUAAAGAGAGUGCCCUUACCUUAGCUUGUUACAAAGGACACUUAGAGAUGGUGCGAUUUCUUUUGGAAGCAGGCGCAGAUCAAGAGCAUAAAACAGAUGAAAUGCACACUGCUCUAAUGGAGGCUUGCAUGGAUGGCCAUGUUGAAGUAGCUAGGUUACUUCUUGACAGCGGUGCCCAAGUGAAUAUGCCUGCUGAUUCAUUUGAGUCACCAUUAACUUUGGCUGCAUGUGGUGGGCAUGUGGAACUUGCGGCUUUACUUAUUGAAAGAGGAGCUAGCCUGGAAGAGGUCAAUGAUGAAGGUUAUACACCAUUGAUGGAAGCAGCUCGAGAAGGACAUGAAGAAAUGGUGGCAUUACUUCUCGGUCAAGGAGCAAAUAUCAAUGCACAGACAGAAGAAACUCAAGAAACUGCCUUGACUCUGGCUUGCUGUGGAGGCUUUCUGGAAGUGGCAGACUUUCUAAUUAAGGCAGGAGCCGAUAUAGAACUAGGGUGUUCUACCCCUUUAAUGGAAGCUGCUCAAGAGGGUCAUUUGGAGUUAGUUAAAUACUUAUUAGCUGCAGGAGCUAAUGUUCAUGCAACAACAGCAACAGGGGAUACAGCACUAACAUAUGCCUGUGAAAAUGGUCAUACUGAUGUAGCAGAUGUCUUACUUCAGGCAGGCGCAGAUCUGGAACAUGAAUCUGAAGGUGGAAGAACUCCUUUAAUGAAAGCUGCAAGAGCUGGUCAUGUUUGUACUGUUCAGUUCUUAAUUAGUAAAGGAGCGAAUGUGAAUAGAACCACAGCUAAUAAUGACCAUACUGUACUGUCCCUGGCUUGUGCAGGGGGUCAUCUGGCAGUGGUGGAACUACUUUUGGCUCAUGGGGCAGAUCCUACUCACCGUUUGAAAGAUGGCUCAACUAUGUUGAUAGAAGCAGCAAAAGGUGGCCAUACAAGUGUUGUUUGCUAUCUCUUGGAUUAUCCUAAUAACUUGCUUUCAGCCCCUCCACCAGAUGUCACUCAGUUAACUCCCCCAUCCCACGAUUUAAAUAGGGCUCCUCGUGUACCAGUUCAAGCACUGCCCAUGGUUGUUCCACCUCAGGAGCCUGACAAACCACCUGCCAAUGUUGCCACCACUCUUCCUAUCAGGAAUAAAGCUGCUUCUAAACAAAAGUCCAGCAGCCAUUUGCCAGCAAACAGCCAGGAUGUACAGGGUUACAUCACCAAUCAGUCUCCAGAGAGCAUUGUAGAAGAGGCUCAGGGAAAGUUAACAGAACUGGAACAGAGGAUAAAAGAAGCCAUAGAAAAGAAUGCACAGCUGCAGUCCUUGGAACUGGCUCAUGCUGACCAACUUACUAAGGAGAAGAUCGAGGAGCUCAACAAAACAAGGGAGGAACAAAUUCAGAAGAAACAAAAGAUUUUGGAGGAACUACAGAAAGUAGAACGAGAGUUACAACUGAAAACUCAGCAGCAGCUAAAAAAGCAGUAUCUAGAGGUUAAAGCUCAAAGAAUUCAACUUCAGCAACAGCAGCAACAGUCUUGCCAACACCUGGGAUUACUAACUCCUGUUGGAGUUGGAGAGCAGCUUUCUGAGGGAGACUAUGCACGGUUACAGCAAGUGGAUCCUGUUUUACUUAAAGAUGAACCCCAGCAGACUGCUGCUCAGAUGGGUUUUGCACCAAUCCAGCCUCUGGCGAUGCCUCAAGCUUUGCCUCUGGCAGCAGGUCCCUUGCCUCCAGGGUCCAUCGCAAAUCUUACAGAACUGCAAGGAGUGAUAGUUGGACAGCCAGUACUGGGCCAAGCACAGUUGGCAGGGCUGGGGCAAGGAAUUCUGACAGAAACACAACAAGGGUUAAUGGUAGCCAGCCCUGCUCAGACCCUCAAUGACACGCUGGAUGACAUCAUGGCAGCAGUCAGUGGAAGAGCAUCUGCAAUGUCAAACACUCCUACCCACAGUAUUGCUGCAUCCAUUUCCCAACCUCAGACUCCAACUCCAAGUCCUAUCAUCUCUCCUUCAGCCAUGCUUCCUAUCUACCCUGCCAUUGAUAUUGAUGCACAGACUGAGAGUAAUCAUGACACGGCGCUAACACUUGCCUGUGCUGGUGGCCACGAGGAACUGGUACAAACACUUCUAGAGAGAGGAGCUAGUAUAGAGCACCGAGACAAGAAAGGUUUUACUCCACUCAUCUUGGCUGCCACAGCUGGUCAUGUUGGUGUUGUGGAAAUAUUGCUGGACAAUGGUGCAGACAUUGAAGCCCAGUCUGAAAGAACCAAGGACACACCACUCUCCUUGGCUUGUUCUGGAGGAAGACAGGAGGUGGUGGAGCUAUUGUUAGCUCGAGGGGCAAAUAAAGAGCACAGGAAUGUUUCUGAUUACACACCUCUAAGUCUGGCUGCUUCUGGUGGCUAUGUGAACAUCAUCAAAAUAUUACUAAAUGCAGGAGCUGAGAUUAACUCUAGAACUGGUAGCAAAUUGGGCAUCUCUCCUCUGAUGUUAGCAGCUAUGAAUGGGCAUACAGCUGCUGUUAAGCUCUUGUUAGACAUGGGCUCUGACAUAAAUGCUCAGAUAGAAACCAAUCGGAACACUGCCCUUACUUUAGCCUGCUUCCAAGGAAGAACUGAAGUGGUUAGUCUUCUGCUUGAUAGAAAAGCAAAUGUUGAACACAGAGCUAAGACUGGUCUCACACCACUAAUGGAAGCUGCCUCUGGUGGAUAUGCGGAGGUGGGCCGAGUUCUUUUGGAUAAAGGUGCUGAUGUUAAUGCCCCUCCAGUUCCCUCCUCAAGAGAUACAGCUUUAACCAUAGCAGCAGAUAAAGGGCAUUACAAAUUCUGUGAGCUUCUUAUUGGCAGGGGAGCUCAUAUUGAUGUACGUAACAAGAAGGGGAACACUCCAUUGUGGCUAGCAGCAAAUGGUGGACACCUCGAUGUGGUUCAGUUACUGGUGCAAGCAGGUGCAGAUGUGGAUGCAGCAGAUAACCGCAAGAUAACUCCUCUUAUGGCAGCAUUUAGAAAGGGUCAUGUGAAGGUGGUGCGCUACUUAGUCAAAGAAGUCAAUCAGUUUCCAUCAGAUUCUGAAUGUAUGAGAUACAUAGCAACCAUCACUGAUAAGGAGAUGCUGAAGAAGUGUCAUCUUUGUAUGGAGUCAAUAGUACAAGCCAAAGAUAGACAGGCUGCUGAAGCAAACAAAAACGCCAGCAUUUUGUUAGAGGAGUUAGACUUGGAAAAGUUAAGGGAAGAAAGUCGGAGGCUGGCUUUGGCUGCGAAAAGAGAAAAAAGAAAAGAGAAGAGAAGGAAGAAAAAGGAAGAACAAAGAAGAAAACUAGAAGAAAUUGAAGCCAAAAAUAAAGAGAACUUUGAACUCCAAGCUGCUCAAGAAAAAGAAAAGCUUAAAGUUGAAGAUGAGCCUGAAGUCUUGACAGAACCUCCAAGUGCCACAACCACUACUACUAUAGGUAUAUCUGCAACCUGGACAACUUUGGCAGGUUCUCAUGGUAAAAGAAAUAAUACCAUAACUACAACCAGUUCAAAGAGGAAAAACAGGAAAAAUAAAAUUACUCCAGAAAACGUUCAAAUUAUAUUUGAUGAUCCACUACCAAUUUCAUACAGUCAGCCAGAGAAGGUGAAUGGAGAGUCCAAGAGCAGCAGUACCAGCGAGAGUGGGGACAGUGAUAACAUGAGGAUUUCCAGCUGCAGCGAUGAAAGUAGUAACAGCAACAGCAGUCGUAAGAGUGACAAUCAUUCACCAGCUGUAGUCACUACCACUGUGAGCAGCAAAAAGCAGCCAUCAGUUCUUCUUACAUUUCCAAAGGAAGAGAGAAAAUCUGUUUCUGGCAAGGCUUCAAUAAAAUUGUCAGAAACUAUCAGUGAAGGGACCAGUAAUUCUCUAUCUACUUGUACAAAAUCUGGUCCAUCUCCCCUUUCCUCUCCAAAUGGGAAGUUAACAGUAGCAAGUCCUAAGCGUGGGCAAAAGAGGGAAGAAGGAUGGAAAGAAGUUGUAAGAAGGUCAAAGAAAGUAUCUGUUCCAUCAACUGUGAUAUCCAGAGUGAUUGGAAGAGGAGGCUGUAAUAUCAAUGCUAUUCGGGAGUUUACUGGUGCACACAUAGAUAUCGAUAAACAGAAAGACAAGACUGGAGACCGGAUAAUCACUAUAAGGGGUGGCACUGAAUCAACAAGACAAGCAACUCAAUUGAUUAAUGCUUUGAUCAAGGAUCCAGACAAAGAAAUUGAUGAACUUAUUCCAAAGAAUCGUUUGAAAAGCUCCUCAGCAAAUUCCAAAAUAGGGUCAUCAGCACCUGCCACCACUGCUGCUAACACUUCCUUAAUGGGAAUUAAAAUGACAACUGUAGCUCUGUCAUCAACAUCUCAAACUGCCACAGCACUCACUGUGCCUGCAAUUUCUUCUGCAUCCACUCACAAAACCAUUAAGAACCCAGUGAAUAAUGUGAGGCCUGGUUUUCCAGUUUCUCUUCCAUUAGCAUAUCCUCCUCCACAGUUUGCACAUGCUUUGCUUGCUGCUCAGACUUUCCAGCAGAUCCGUCCACCAAGGUUGCCCAUGACCCACUUUGGAGGUACUUUUCCACCAGCUCAAUCUACUUGGGGUCCUUUUCCUGUCAGGCCUUUGAGCCCUGCCAGAGCUACUAACUCGCCUAAGCCUCACAUGGUGCCUCGCCAUAGCAAUCAGAAUAGCAGUGGUUCUCAGGUGAAUUCAGCAGGUUCUUUAACUUCAAGCCCAACAACUACAACCAGUUCAUCAGCUUCAACGGUGCCUGGUACAUCUACAAAUGGCAGUCCAAGUUCACCUUCUGUCCGAAGGCAGCUUUUUGUCACAGUUGUGAAGACAUCCAAUGCCACCACAACAACAGUCACAACCACAGCAAGCAACAACAACACUGCACCCACAAAUGCCACAUAUCCUAUGCCUACUGCCAAAGAACACUAUCCAGUAUCAUCCCCAUCUUCCCCAUCACCACCAGCCCAGCCAGGAGGGGUUUCUAGAAACAGCCCUUUGGAUUGUGGAUCAGCAUCUCCAAAUAAAGUGGCAUCUUCCUCCGAACAGGAAGCAGGUAGUCCACCAGUAGUAGAAACAACAAACACUAGACCUCCAAACAGCAGCAGUUCUUCUGGGAGUUCAUCAGCUCAUUCUAAUCAGCAGCAACCUCCGGGAUCUGUUUCUCAGGAACCAAGACCACCUCUUCAGCAGUCUCAGGUUCCUCCCCCGGAAGUUAGAAUGACUGUUCCUCCUUUAGCAACAAGUUCUGCUCCAGUGGCGGUGCCUUCUACUGCCCCAGUGACUUACCCUAUGCCUCAGACACCAAUGGGAUGCCCCCAGCCUACUCCUAAAAUGGAAACCCCUGCUAUUAGACCACCCCCUCAUGGCACAACUGCCCCUCACAAGAAUUCAGCUUCAGUGCAAAAUUCAUCUGUUGCAGUCCUCAGUGUCAAUCACAUUAAAAGACCUCACAGUGUUCCCUCUUCUGUCCAGCUACCUUCGACCUUAAGUACACAAAGUGCUUGUCAGAAUUCAGUACAUCCAGCAAAUAAGCCUAUUGCUCCCAAUUUCAGUGCCCCCUUACCAUUUGGGCCCUUUAGCACAUUGUUUGAAAACAGCCCUACUUCUGCUCAUGCCUUCUGGGGAGGAUCUGUUGUUUCAUCUCAGUCAACACCAGAAUCUAUGCUAUCAGGAAAAUCCUCAUAUUUGCCAAAUUCAGAUCCUUUACAUCAGUCUGAUACUUCCAAAGCUCCAGGUUUUAGACCACCAUUACAGAGACCUGCUCCAAGUCCCUCAGGUAUUGUCAAUAUGGACUCGCCAUAUGGUUCUGUAACACCUUCUUCAACACAUUUGGGAAACUUUGCUUCAAACCUUUCAGGAGGUCAGAUGUAUGGACCUGGGGCACCCCUUGGAGGAGCACCCGCAGCUGCUAACUUUAACAGACAACAUUUUUCCCCGCUUAGUUUGUUGACUCCGUGUUCAUCAGCAUCAAAUGAUUCUUCUGCACAGUCAGUAUCCUCGGGAGUUCGUGCACCAUCUCCUGCCCCAUCAUCAGUACCGUUAGGUUCAGAAAAGCCCAGCAAUGUGUCUCAGGACAGGAAAGUUCCAGUCCCUAUUGGGACUGAACGUUCUGCACGUAUCAGGCAAACUGGAACGUCAGCUCCAUCUGUUAUUGGGAGCAAUUUGUCUACAUCAGUAGGGCAUAGUGGCAUCUGGUCCUUUGAAGGGAUUGGUGGCAAUCAAGACAAAGUAGACUGGUGUAACCCUGGGAUGGGAAAUCCUAUGAUCCACAGACCGAUGUCUGACCCAGGAGUAUUUUCACAACAUCAAGCAAUGGAGCGAGAUAGUACAGGAAUUGUAACUCCUUCUGGUACAUUCCAUCAGCAUGUUCCUGCAGGCUACAUGGACUUUCCUAAAGUUGGGGGUAUGCCUUUUUCUGUGUAUGGGAAUGCAAUGAUUCCUCCAGUAGCACCUAUCCCUGAUGGUGCUGGAGGACCCAUAUUUAAUGGCCCUCAUGCUGCAGACCCUUCUUGGAGCUCACUGAUAAAGAUGGUUUCCAGCUCCACGGAAAAUAAUGGCCCUCAAACGGUGUGGACUGGACCCUGGGCACCUCACAUGAACAGUGUGCAUAUGAACCAGCUUGGCUGAUGAGGAUCAGCUUGUUAGCCUGCAGAUUCCUUUUCAUUUGGAGGAAAUCACAAGUGGCCGAAAAAAAAAAAAAAUUAUGCUCCCAAAUCAUUCUACUGAUGUGCUUGACUGAAGUGUGUAGGCUUUUUGCAGAAGAUCUUACUAACUGACCUAUUUUCUGUGAACAUCUGUGACUGCCCAUUCCCCAUCAUCAUCCGUUUUACCUUAGUUAGCAUUUUUCUUAUCAUUUUUCUUUUUUUCUUUCCCUCUUCCCCUUUGGACAUAACUUUCUGUUGAAGCUGUUCUUUGGCUGGUUGGUUUUAGUACUGUAAACUGCUUCUGAGCAAACACGGAAAUUUAGCAAAAUUAUGUAAACUUGAUCCUGAAGUUUUAGAAUGGCAAAUAAAUGUACAAUUGUUUACAUAACAGAAAAGGCUAAGCAGAAAGUAAAUUUCAAUAUGUCAGUAUAGAGGCUCUACUUUAUGUAGACUUAAAUUAAUGUGAGAUAUGUACCUUCAUAUUCAGAAAUCUGGAUGUUUCCUUCAUACAUUAAACUAUUAAUAAGCAUAACUUUUCUACUGGUGUAAUUUAAAUAUAAAGUAAAAUAAUGGGCAUUAUCAUUGGCUGUUUCCCCACAUUGGCUUUUAAAAUACUCAUCUUGCUUUCUUUUUGGUUUAUUUGUAGCAAGGCACAUAUAGAAGAAGAAAUUUCUGGCUUUUCCAUGUUGUUUUAUUACCUUUUCUCACUUUUAAAACUAAUACACACUUAUCUCCUCACUCUUUUUUCUCUCCUUACCUUUACCACUAAUACCAGUAAAAUUAUCUUUCUGAUAGUGAAAAGGUUCUGUCAAGGUUUUCACUGUAAUGGCUGCUACAGAGAUGGACCAUCUUCAUCAUCACCAGUGGUUUCUUCUAAUUAUAAAAUGUUUAAACUUUCUGAGAAUUUAAAAAGCCACCACUGUUCCCAGUCAGCAUAUACAAGCUCUUAAUAUUCUGUUUAUUAAACAAUUCAGUGUACUAUUUUAUAUUGGAUGAUAUUGAUUCUUAACAUUGGCUUUUCAGUCAUCAACAGUCAACAUAAAAAUUUCAAUUUACAGUAAUUUAGUGGAAAAUAUCUUAUUUCUUUUUUCAAUUUUAAAGGCUUCCUGCUUUUUUACCCUUGUAUAUUAUCAGUGAAAAGGAUCGACAGUUAAUUUGAGCCAAGUAAUAAAAGAAAUUUUGCAUUUGUCACGACAAUUUAUGGUAGACAGAUAAAUACACAGAUUACAGUAUAAAGUCUCCAUUUAACCUGUUUAUAAAAGAUACAGGGCCACAGUAACUACUCAGUGGGAUUUAUAUAUUCCAUCCACUUGAAACAAUAAACAGUAAUGUAUCCAAGAAGAUUAUGUGUCCUACCCUAUCUCAUGGAAAAAUUAAUUAUAUGGUUGAAAUGUAAAAGAAAGUAAGCAUAAAAAUCAAGUAAUGUAUAUAUCAAUUUGUCUUUUUUUUUAAUUAGACAUAAAAUUUCACACUGGUAAAACAUAAACACUAACUAAAAUUCAUAUAAAUCACCCAGAAUUUAUGAUAUUAACAUGGUUCCUUGGUUGUCAAGUAAAUCAAAUGAUUUCUUCAGUCUGAGUAAAGAGUAAAGCCUGAGUAAAGAGUAAAAAGAUGACUUCUCAAACAUAUCCAGAAAUUUGUAAACAGUACACUCAUAUCUUUUAGUUUAGGAAGUGGUCUUAAAAUAUAUAAAUUUGUUGUUUUCCACCUAUGUUUAAUAUGCCCAAAUUUUAAAGGGAGAGCUAAAAGACAGCCUACAAAUAAAUAUAGCUAUGAAAUAAAAUUAUAGCACUUUACUAAAAAAGGGAUGUAAUAAUGUUAUUUAACAAAGUAUUUUAUAUAUGACUUGCCACUAUUCUAUACAUAACAUUUUUUUUCUUAAUUCUUUCCUGUGUUAACUAGGUUUAUUUUCUAUUUAAGGUAAUCCUGCUGGAGAACAGAUGCUAUCCAAUAUUUAUUACAACACAUGAGUUGUGUUGUUUCACAAUACUGAAUUUCUUAGGUGAGGUAUUUUAUUUAAAAAGGAGGGGGAAACUCCUAUAUUUUCUUGACUUCAAAACUGUGGGGCCAGGGGAUAUAGAUUGAAAUGCUCCGUAUUUAGUUUUGGGGAUCAGGCUUGUUUAGUACAAUACCAUGGUUUUAGAAGUCUGUACUAGGAACAUUUUUCAAAUACAUUUUUUAUAUUUCAGAUGUAAUGCAGUGCACUUUUAUUUGAACAAUAAAAAAAUAUAAUUUUUUGAGACCA